UUGAAACCGCAAAACGGAUGUAGACCUUUCAUCGCACAGACGUCGCCAGCUGCGAGCAGCACAGCGAAAUCGGCAUGCAGCCGCUCACCGACACCAACAAUCUUCAUCAUAAAUUCGUCUGAUUUUGCUCAUCAAGGGUUGAACAAAAGUUCACCUGAUCGUUAUUCUUUCAUGGGAAAUCAACAAACCGGUUCACAUCGAUCACUUCAAGAAAGCAUGCGACAACGUCCGUUGACAAUGGAGGACGAAACACAGAAGGUGACUGUGAUUCUCAGCAACUAUCAAAAGACUUUGCUCAGGGAUUCAUGGUUGCGUAUCAACAAAACCGGCAUUCGCAACAUAGGAACGAUGAUAUUUCGGCGCUUAUUAACGAAACAACGCAGCAUCAAGCAACUUUUUCAGCACAUCACGGUGUUGGAAGGGGUUUUCAGCGCCGGAUUAACUCCGAUUCAGGCUUAUCAGCAUCACAGUCUGCUGUUUGUUGAGCUUAUAGAUAAUGCGAUCAAGAAUAUUGAUGAUCUGAGUGUACUGAUUCCAACGUGGAUCGAACACGGCGCGAAACAUGCCCGCUUCAAAGCGUACGGAUUCGAAAUAGAGUACUGGGACAUGUUCGGUUCGACAAUGACCGAAGCAGCGCGAGAAUGGGAAGGUUGGAGACGUCACAGAGAAACGAUACGUAGCUGGACGCUACUCAUUUCAUUCAUUGUCGACCGGCUGCGCCAGGGUUACGAGAUGGAAAUGCAUGUAUUAAUAAAACGUGCAACUGCACACAAAUUUACUUUAUCGUUCUCCAUAUGUUUUCGGAAAAAUUCAGCUAAGUGCUGCUUCAAAUUAUUGUAUCCUGAAAUAAUCCAGAUUCAUCACCACAACACUAUUACAUUAAUGGCUGUCAGUCCGCAUAAUAGUCCUUUUAAAUGCUGA
Messenger RNA from Soboliphyme baturini, 921 nucleotides. The record is from the annotation of a GenBank genome assembly. NCBI's taxonomy places the organism in Eukaryota, Metazoa, Nematoda, Enoplea, Dioctophymatida, Soboliphymatidae.